Molecule: messenger RNA, 2003 nt
Organism: Phytophthora nicotianae INRA-310
Lineage: Eukaryota; Oomycota; Peronosporomycetes; Peronosporales; Peronosporaceae
Exons: 7
Coding region: 1029-1943 (304 amino acids)
Biological process (GO): proteolysis
Molecular function (GO): protein binding; aspartic-type endopeptidase activity
Source: RefSeq, a predicted model, not a curated record
CCCGCGAAGUUGAGAAGUGAAAAAUACGACGACCAGUCGUGGAAUGGUGCUGACCUCUUGCUGGCCUCCCCGCCAAUCGAACUAAGACACUGGAGCACCGUACACCUCAUUCUGUCGCUGGCGAGUGGAUUGAUAGAUACCAAGGCGGUCUUUUCGAGCGAUAUCAGUCGCAGGAUGGAACCUUUGACCGACACCUUCAUCGCCACUACGAUAUCUAUCGAUUGUAGGUAGAAUAUUGUAGCCAAACAAUCGAGUUCGCAGUCAUCAACGGUACAGUUGAUCACUCAAAGACGAGCUUUGUUCUUCAAAAUAUUCGUACUUAACCGAAAUUAGUGUUGACUCUGCCCCCGUAUCAAAAGAGAACAACAACAUCCUUGAAAGGAAUGCAGGUGACGGUGACAUCAACUGACGGCGACCAAGUGGCGCAGAUCACUGCGGAGCCCACGCAACAACUCAGCUCCGUAGGUCCGCAGCUACAGCAGCAAUUUGGCAUCCCCACGUCAGCGCAAGUUUUGAUGCUGAAUGGCAGCCCAUUGCGUCUUGACCAGACCGUGAGUUUUACUAUCAUAAUGGAAAUGCAACGAGGCCUGAUUGAGAUGGUUUUGGUUGCUUUAUAUGCUGUAAUCGACAGUUCGAGCAAGCGGGCGUGAAGGAGGACGAUCUGCUGGUCAUUGUGCGUAAUCCUUCAGCUGCACCGACUGCUGCAAGACCUGCUAUCCCGACUUCAGCGGGAUUCACGGCUCGCCCGGGUAUGAAGUUGCACGAGAUUCCGGUGAGAAGAUGCUGCUCGGGAAACGUAAGAGGUUGAAUCACUCACUACGGCGAUGUUACGUAGGCUAACCCCACACCGGAGAUACUACUCGACAUUAUGGAUAAAAAUCCUCAGCUUCUGGCGGAGGUGAGAGGGCAUCGCGUUGUAGAAUUGGAUAAAAAUUAAUUAUGAUUAAUGAUAUAUUGUGCUGCAGCUACAACAAGUGAAUCCGAAGUUAGCAACGGCACUUCAGACCAAAAGCGUGUCGGACGUGCGUAUGGCACUGAUGCAGAUGCACAUGGAGGCUGCGUCUCGGAAAUUUGAAGAGCAGCAGGAGAUUGAAGCUCUGGAGCGGAACCCAUUCGACGCCGAGGCCCAAGCCAAAAUUGCGGAGCGUAUUCGUCUGUCGAAUGUCCAGAAGAACAUGGAGAUUGCGAUUGAGGAGAUGCCUGAAGCUUUUGGACAUGUCACUAUGCUUUACAUCCCGUGCGAAGUAAACGGAACGCAAGUGAAGGCGUUCGUCGACUCCGGAGCCCAGUCGACUAUCAUGUCGUCGAGCUGCGCAGAACGAUGCGGCAUCAUGAGGCUCGUGGACAAGCGUUUCGCUGGCCAGGCAGUCGGCGUGGGCACGGCUAAAAUCAUCGGUCGGGUGCACAUGGCUCCACUGAAGAUUGGCAACGAGUUCUACAACUGCAGCUUCACGAUUCUGGACCAGCAGGGUGUGGACUUCCUAUUCGGUCUGGACAUGCUCAAGCGGCAUCAGGUGUGUUACAACAAAUGCUUUGGAUACCGUGCUCUUUUGACCGACCUGUGCGUGUAUCCUUCUUCCUGGUUUCAGUGCUGCAUUGAUCUGAGCAAGAACGUCUUGCGUCUUCACGAAGGGGACAGCUUCCACGAGGUCUCCUUCUUGCCAGAGCAUGAAAUCCCGUCGUCUGAGAAUCGUGCGGAUUCCGCCCAACCUCCAGCCACACUUGGUGGCGUUCCUGUUCCGGCCUCUACUCCAGGCUCCACCCCGACGUCUGCUGCUGCGGCUCCACAGCCUGCUCCAGCUGCAUCAGGAGGACAAAAUGACCAGGAGAAGAUAGCUCAGCUGGUGGGAUUGGGCUUUCCUGAGCAGCGGGCGAUCCAAGCGUUGCAGACUUGCAAUGGCAAUGUCGAAAUGGCAGCGGGGCUUCUAUUCGAGAGCAUGUAGUAAGUCACGCUUUUAACCAAUCAAAUUACAAAUUGGAUACUUUUGUCGAAUCACAAGUAA